GACCGCUUGAGGCGCCAUUCAAAAUCUAUAGCCAAAUGUGUGCGGUACGAGUCGAGAACCAGUUGGGUUGCGAGACCAGACGUCGCCGGUGGCAGCUUUCCGGGCAGAUGGUGCUGCUGCUGCAGCUGCUACUGGCCAUUUGCCUGCAUGGGGCAUGCGGCACGAGUGCGGACAAGACUCUGGGCAUAGGCACACCCUGGCCAGACACCACACUCGAUGACUGUCACGAUGACUACAUGCUGGCUAGUGAAAAUGCCUCGAGCAUCUUUUCCAAACAGUACGAGCUGUGCGAACUGGAGGCCACCAACGGGCAGAUCGAUCUGACCAUCAAUGAGCAGCUGGAACGCGAACAAAUCGAGCUGGGUCGUACCGAGCUGUGUAGAAGUUUCGAGCAGUGUGAUUCACAUGACGACGAUCUCGAGUACUUUGAGUGUGUCAGAAAUAAUGGCAGCCGCAAUCUGGACUUGAUGACAGACAUUAAUUACAAUAGCACAAGCGCACAUACACGCCUGCGCCAGGACUACGAUACAGUUUAUCAGACGCUGAUGUUGUGCACGCUCGACGCAAAGGUGAUGUAUAUAAACAGCAUGCGUCGGGCGUACGAGGAGCUACAUGAAUGUCGCAGCGAAGCCGACAAAAAUGCGGACUAAACAAUAUAAACAAGCAUUAGGCAGACUUUAGAUAUUUAGUAAAGCAUUUGAAAGACUUUAA
Drosophila virilis is the source of this 711-nucleotide messenger RNA. RefSeq lists its product as uncharacterized. Lineage: Eukaryota; Metazoa; Arthropoda; Insecta; Diptera; Drosophilidae. The record is from RefSeq and is a predicted model, not a curated record.